AUGUCUUCUUCAAAAGAUGCUUUCAUUCCUCAAAUCUUCAUAGAUUUUAUUAUUGGAGUAAGCUCUGGAGUCCUACCUAAGCUGAUUGUGAGCUCAAUCUAUGAACUUUAGUUUUUAAUAAUGAUUGGGUAUCCCUAUAAGAAAUAGAAUCAGCCUACUGGAAUAUUAGAUGGUUGUAAAUAAGUGAUUAUGGACGGCACGUUGUUGAGGCAAUUAAGAAAAAAUACUAGAAUGGUUAGAUUUUCAUUAAUCUAAGGAUUCAAUUUUUCAAUUUAUAAUGCUUUAAAUAGAUAGUGCUUAUCAAAAAUUGAUGUGAAUAAGCAAUUAAUAAAAUACUUUGGUUAUUCUUUAUUAAAUGGAGGAAUAGCAGGAACUGUUACUUUGCCAAUAUUUUACACUUUAAAUUUUAGUCGAGUCAGAUUAGCGAAUAAUUUAAUAAAAGCAUAGAAAGAAAAAUAAAAAUUAUGGUUCAUGUUAAGAGACAUGUAUAAGGGAUUUGGGAUGACAGCUAUUUGUUCAUUUAUAUACAAAGCAUGCUACUUUGGUGGGUAUGAUACUGGGUAAUACAUAAUUUGGGGAGAUUAAUUGGCUUAGAGAAACGAAUUGAAUUUGAGCAACUUUUUAUUAGCAUAACUUGUAGUCUCUUCAUCAGAAUUACUAGUGCAUCCACUGGAUACUGUGAGAAAGAAAAUAAUGUUAAAUUGCCAAUAAUAAAGAUUAUUUGAUCAUAUUUUUAAUAGUUACUAAAAGGAAGGUAUAAGGGGAGUAUUUAAGGGAUAUAUUCCAAUAAAUCCAAGGCAGUUAGUUCCUUCUACUUAACUCUUAAUAUAUGAUAAAUUAUAACAAAAAUUGAAUUUUUAGGCAUAAUAUUGA
Paramecium tetraurelia is the source of this 873-nucleotide messenger RNA. RefSeq lists its product as uncharacterized. The record is from RefSeq and is a predicted model, not a curated record. Gene Ontology annotation, biological process: mitochondrial ATP transmembrane transport; mitochondrial ADP transmembrane transport. The transcript is spliced from 4 exons. NCBI's taxonomy places the organism in Eukaryota, Ciliophora, Oligohymenophorea, Peniculida, Parameciidae. Gene Ontology annotation, molecular function: ATP:ADP antiporter activity. Gene Ontology annotation, cellular component: mitochondrial inner membrane.